AUGAGAAGCAAUCAUUAUCAUACAGUCCUCAGAUCUGCACGGUUAACUUAGUUGCAUGAAGAUAUAGACUAUCAGCUAAGAGAAUUCUAAUCACCUAAUCGCCAAUUAAGAGAUGAUUCUUAAAACAGGAGUGUAUCAUAUGCUCCUAAUACACAUCAUCAUGCUUAAUCAGCUAAUCGAGCAGAAUCAAGACUCCAUUUAUUGAGUUUAGGUCCAAGCACUAACAAAAAGAGAAAGUUCUCAGGCACCUCAUCCGAUGAUGAGAACAAUAAUUCUAGUCCAAAUGAGAUCAACCAUUCAACAUAGUUAUCACAAGACUUCUCUCAGUUCUUAUUCUUAGAAUCAUUAUCUGACAUUAAAAUAAGAGUUAGGAAGUCAACUAGUCAUUGUGUUGAAAUUCCAGCUCACAGGAUAGUACUAUCUGCUCGUUGCCCUUACUUUUAGUCUAAAUUCUGUCGGGAUUGGAAUGAUGUGAAUCAGCAAGUUGCUCAUUUUGAGGAAUUCACUGAGAAUUCAAUGCGAGAAAUCCUGAAAUAUAUGUAUACAGGUAAACUUAAGAUAGAUGUGUCUAGUAUUAUGGGGGUGCUCAAGAUUGCUAGUUUCCUUGGACUUGAAUCAUUAACCAGUUCCUGCAAAUAGUACUUACUAAAUGGGUACUUUAAUGCCUUUGACUUAUGCAUUUUAUACUGCGAAGUCAGAGAUGAAUCAACUGAUUUCGAUGAAAUGCGAUAAUUCUUAGUUGGGAUCAUUCCAGAAAAGAUAGAAAAUGAUAUCUUGUGCAGAGUCCUUAAGGAAAUAUGGUAAAGUAGCAAAUCUAGGAAACAAAGUACCUCUAGCAACAAUCAGCCUCGGAAUUAAGCACUUGCAGAGAUAUAAGAAGUACCAUCAGAAGAGAUGAAACAAAGUAUUUUAGAAAAUGAUGAGGAAAAUAAAUCCUAACCAGCAGAGAAAUCCCCUGAAUAAGAGAAUUAGGAUUCUCUGAAAAACUCAGAAGAGAAGAAGUCCAAUUAAAAUUCCAACAGAUCUCAGAAGUCAAAGCAUCUAGAAUCUAUUCAUAUAGAGGUGUCUGAAUAGGAUUUACAAGACAUUUUAUUUGAAAAGCUCCAGAAAGUCUUGCCAGAAAUUCUAGAGGGAGAGUAAACCAAAUAAGAUUUCUUUAAUUUGCCUAAAGAUCUCAUCCUACAACUUGUGAGUUCAUCCGAGACUCUAGUAUCUGAAUCUCUUUUAUUCAAAGCUAUAGAGGAAAAGAUUCUCUCAUUUAAGAUCAGUGAGUCUAAGCAGGAAUCUAAGGAUAGCGAGGACAUGAAAAGGACAAGUAACCAUAACAAUUUGAUAGAAGAGUAUGAAUUGCAAUUCUUAAAAUGCCUUUUGAAUCAUAUCAGAUUGCCUCAUAUAAAUAAUAAGUUAUUAGUAACUGACAUCAAAUUCUCUGGUUUCUUUGAGGAUUAAAAGAUCUUUGAGGCCCUUUAGUUCAAACUAGCUAGAGAGGUAAUAAGUAAGUAUGAGCUAGAAUGCAACCCUAAGUUCUAAUUCAGAGGAUUGAAUCAGACAUUUGACAUCAGUCAUGAAUAGUUGUAGGUCUAAAAAUUAAAAAAUAGUAUUGGGGUUUCAAUUUAAAAACCUAUUCCAAACCCAGAUGAAAGUAGUCAACCAACAAGAUCAUCCCCCUACUCAGCUGCCAUUAUGAGUGAAUAGCUGCCCCUCCAUGGUAUUCACUACUUUGAGAUAUCGGUUAGGAAUCUAUAAGCUUCCCACCAAACUUCAAAUUAGGCAUAACAACCAUAUUCAUAAGCCAUUAUGAAAUAAGUUUUUGUAGGAUUGUGUUCACUAAAUGAAAACUAGUCAUUGGAAGACGUGCAUAGAGCCAAGAAUUCAGUGAUGCUAAACUGUUUUGACUCUAGUUUCUGGAGUAACGGACAGCAGUUGCAAGUAUACUCUAACAAGUUUAUUAAGAUCAAGACACCUAUUGAGGCGAAGGAUGUCAUCAGAAUUGCUGUGGAUUUGAGACAUGCCUCUAAAUUUAAAGACAUCUGGAAAGAAAACCAGGCCCAGGAGUAAACUUUAAAUGGUGUGGGGGAUAAUAGAGACACAUAAAGCAGAUACUCUGCUGGUGGAAGUAGAUCAGCCCAGUUUAAUCUAAGGGAAAGAUUAAGGGAUUCCAUAAGAUACAGGGGUUCAAAUCCAAAUAAUAACAGAGGGGAUUAUAACCAUAUUUCAAGUUUAAACAUGAUCUUUGGCUCACACAAUGAACUGACCUUCUUCAACUCUCCUUGCAGAUUCCAUUUCGCUUUUAACAAUUCAGAGUUCCACGAAGGAGUAGAUUUAAAUCUGAUGGCGGGUGCAAAGGACAGUCCAUUACAUUUGGUAAUUAGUAUCUUAGAAUAAGGCUCAGAGGUAAUUGCCAGCAGACAUGUAUACUUUGAUGAUUGGGAUAUGAUACCAAAAUCUCCCUUUAUCUUAAAUCAACAAUGA
Messenger RNA from Stylonychia lemnae, 2472 nucleotides. NCBI's taxonomy places the organism in Eukaryota, Ciliophora, Spirotrichea, Sporadotrichida, Oxytrichidae. The record is from the annotation of a GenBank genome assembly.